Molecule: messenger RNA, 2187 nt
Organism: Bolinopsis microptera
Lineage: Eukaryota; Metazoa; Ctenophora; Tentaculata; Lobata; Bolinopsidae
Product: CDP-diacylglycerol--inositol 3-phosphatidyltransferase-like
Exons: 5
Coding region: 157-834 (225 amino acids)
Biological process (GO): phosphatidylinositol biosynthetic process
Cellular component (GO): Golgi apparatus; membrane
Molecular function (GO): CDP-diacylglycerol-inositol 3-phosphatidyltransferase activity
Source: RefSeq, a predicted model, not a curated record
CGAGGAGCUCUCUGGCUAUUGAUUGGUGCUGACACUGUUAUGUUCAGUACCAUCCUUGCUUAUUUCAUACUAUUCAACGACGACGACGACUUUUCGUACUAAAAUCUCUCAAGUUUUAGCAAAUCUCAUCUUAUCUAACCGCUUAUCCCUCAAAUAAUGGAUAGUAGUAGUACGGAGAUGGCUUCAACGGAACCCAACGUUUAUCUUUUUGUCCCGAACCUCAUCGGAUACGCCAGAGUUGCGCUCAUGUUUGUCGCUUUCUACUUUAUAACAGAUCCUGGAAUGUACCAUGUGACCAUGACCUGCUAUCUGUUGAGUCAGCUGCUGGACGCGGUUGACGGUCACGCCGCCAGAAUGCUCGGCCAGACUUCAAAACUGGGUGCAAUGUUAGACAUGCUCACCGACAGAUGUAGCACAUUAGGGCUGGUUAUGGCACUGGGCCUUCUGUACAAAGAUUGGUUCUUUUUCUUCCAAUGUUACGCAGUCCUGGACAUAGUUUCGCACUGGCUUCAUCUCACUGCUUCCCACUACUCAGGUGCCACCUCACACAAGACUAUAGACCUGUCCUCUAACCCGAUACUGUAUUACUACUACCAAAACAGAACCGUUCUCUUCUCGAUGUGUGCAGGAAACGAGUUAUUCUUCGCGGCCCUCUACCUACUUUACUUUAGUGAAGGUCCCAAUUUCGGAGGUUACGGUUUCUUCAGAUCAGUAGUUAUCUGCUGUGCACCGGUUAUGGUCCUCAAGAGCGUGAUAUCAGUGGUACAGUUAAUAGCUGCAGCAAAUAACAUCGUUGUUGUUGACACGGAGGAACACACUCGAGCAAAGGAAUAGAAAAAUCAACGUGUUCUUUCUUCUGAUAUUGUUAAACAUUAUAGUUAUCUCUAGCUCUGUACAGAUAAGAUCGCGUAAGUCGUAUUCAUAAAAAGUUGAAAAAAUUUGGUAUUCAUGAAUACCAAAUAAAAAAAUUAUGAAUAUCAACUACCUUUUAUGAAUACCAACUACCUUUUGCUUAGCAAUUGCUAAGCUGAAUUGCUAGGUAGUCGCUAAUUUUGAUACAUAUCCGGCUGUAAAGUAAUUAGCUAAUUAUCCUAUUGAAUAAUGAUUUUACAAAAAAGUUGUCGGAGAAAAAGUUGGUCCUCACCGAAAAAUACACAUCUAGUAAAUACCAGAACCUUCUGUAAACUUUACAGCCAGAGAUUCAUCAAAAUUAGCGACUACAGCAUACAGACUACCUAGCAAUGCCUAGCAAAAGGUAGUUUGUAAUUGUAUUUUAAAAUUUGGUAUUCGUGAAUACCAAAUUUUUUCAGCUUUUUAUGAAUACGACUUUCGAAGUGACUGCAAUUAUUUAAAGCUUUUCAAUUAACUAAAAUUGUGACAAAUUUUGAUGUUUGCGGCUUAGGAAUGAGGAAGCAUUUAUAAAUGUUCUAUAAAUUUCUUUUUUAGUUUUGGUGAAAAUCGUAAACUUCCAAAGCAAAAUGGUGGGAGAGGCUAAAGUUAGAAACUUUUUGCUUCAUAAAUAUUUUAAUGAUCCGUAAAUAGAAUUGUUUGAACUUUGAAAACUGUCUUUUUCUGAACUUUCAGAUAUUUGCAGAUCGCAGAUGAAGCCCAUGAUUUACCUAUUAAUAAUUUUCCAGAUUUAAAACUAUUUUAGGAAUAAUUAAAUAUAUAAUAUUUGCAUAUAAUUCACGUGGCAACAAUGAAUAAUACAAUUUUUUAUUACAAUAUUGAAUAUGAGCAUUUGCAAUUUUGCAGUCGUAAAUUUUUUUUCUUCCAAGUCCCUGAAUUCAGUCGGUUGCGAGCGAAGUUUUUUUGCAAUAUUAUUAAAAAGUUCUGAUGUUAUCUAAAUCUAAUAUGUGUGAAUGAAAAUGUGUGUCCAACAAAACAAUUUAUCAUUAUCAAUCUAUUGCUAUUUAUAUUGAAACUCCUGUUAACUUUUUUCCACUUUUGACAUAAAUGAUAAUAAUGUUUUCAUUUAAAUAAAGUUGCAAUCUCCAAUCUCAAUGCUUAACAAUACUACUAAUACUAACAAUGGAUAUAUUAUUUAUAUUUUAUUUUUAGUAUCCUAUUUAAGUUAGUUAACUUAUUUAAGUUAGUUAUACUUAUAUAAUUUUAAUCAAAGUUUACUGGGCGGCGCUCAGCCUGUCACCGGCAGCAGCUCAAUCUAUGUUGUAUGUUUAUUGUAGG